Messenger RNA from Haliotis rufescens (red abalone), 2770 nucleotides. Its product is annotated as solute carrier organic anion transporter family member 2B1-like. The transcript is spliced from 10 exons. Gene Ontology annotation, biological process: sodium-independent organic anion transport; transmembrane transport. Gene Ontology annotation, cellular component: membrane. Bases 95 to 2143 code for a protein of 682 amino acids. The record is from RefSeq and is a predicted model, not a curated record. NCBI's taxonomy places the organism in Eukaryota, Metazoa, Mollusca, Gastropoda, Lepetellida, Haliotidae.
AAUUUUAAUUUGAUUUGCAUUUAUAACAAUGUGCUCUUAGACCGGGUAAUGUCGAGCGCUGUAUAAAUAUGGCAAUUAACAGUCGCUGAUUUUUAUGUAUCAGUAUGAAGGCAGGCACCACAUAGGCAGGGAUUUUUUUUGCAGAGCUCUGAAGACAGUUGGAAUAGUGAUGGCAUCCAACAUUAAAGAAGAAGCAUCAGAGAAAGAGUUGUCAGUCAACUGUGAAAAUACAGAUCAGGUGGACAAGAAGACUAUAAGCAGCAUCUGUGAUUCGGACGAAGACAAAGCAUCGUGUGGCGCCGGAUCACGUUCACCAUCCUGUAUGCAAAGAUGUGGGAAAGUUGGAUCAUUCACGAUCUCGGUGGGAUUGGCCUCCCUUUGUCUGCAAACAAUAACGGUUUAUCUAGCAUCUCAGAUAACCACUCUGGAGAAGGUGUUCAACAUCGACAGUACAACGAGUGGCAUCCUUCUGAGCUGCAAUGAUAUCGGCUACCUUUCCACAGUCUUGUUUACCAGCCACUUCCUCCGGAAGAGUAAUAUCCCGCGAGUGCUUGGCGUAAGUACGUUGGUUUAUGCACUAUCGGGAGUUCUUAGCGGGCUGUGUCAUUUCAUGGAUCCAGCGUCUUUGCCAAGAAGCAUCGGCAUGACAGGCAAUGUCACCAACGCGACUGACGCAGGGGAUUGGGAGAAGUAUCUGUGCAGUCAAUCCGGGUGGGAGAGUAGGCAGAAUGAUACGUGUGAGGGUGGAUCUGCUGGACCCCUCGGGUCGGAGAAGCGAUUGGCGCUGUGGUUUCUCGCAUUGACGCUGGUGGUACAGGGGUUAGCUAAAUCUCCCAGGACCCCUCUGUCAUCAGAGUAUAUUGACAACAGUGUGACUGAUAGAAGAAGAACGGGGCUGUUUCUAGGGGGACUUAUAUCAAUUACAAUGUUCGGACCAGCGUUGGCAUUUUCCCUUGGAGGCGUCUUUUCUCAAAUCCCAGUUGAUUUGUCUCCUACUUCUCUGACCCCACAGGAUCCAAGAUGGCUUGGUGCCUGGUGGCUCGGAUUUAUUGUUUUCGGUGGUGUGUCGGUCGUCACGGCAGUGCCAUUGUUCUUCUUUCCGAAAAGGAUAAAAGGCCGACAUAUUGUCCUAUCAGAUGAUGACAAGACACAAUCAUUUUGUGACAAAGUAAAAGAUUUCCCGCUGUCGUUGUUUCGGGUGGUGAGUCAACCAGUCUACACUUUAAACAACAUCUCCAUGGCGUGCGCGUCGAUUGCUGCAGCGGGGCUAAUCUCAUUUGGCGCCAAGUAUCUCGAAACAGUCUUCAACAUCCCUUCCUGGAAGUCCAACCUGUUUAUAGGUGUCAUCGUGCUGAUAACAACAAUUUCUGGAACGUUUCUCGGAGGUUUCAUUGCAAUGCAUUUCAAGUUAGACAGAAGUGGCUGUCUCAAAGUAAUUAUCGGGACCUUCUUUCUCGCUACUCUUGUUGAGUGCCUAAACUUCCAAUUUGGCUGUGACAACCAAACGAUACGCGGACUUAGACGGGGAAACCAAGAGAGGGUUGUGUUUGAUGACGGUCUGAAUACGUGUGACUGUCUCAACGUCCGCUUUCUUCCCGUCUGCAGCGGCAACGUCACGUUCUUCUCACCAUGUCAUGCGGGGUGUCGCAACCAGACUGACACUACUUACGGAGGUUGUUUGUCUGCUGGAGGCGGCUCUGUAAGCCCCAGCUUCUGUGAAUCGGGAUGUCCCUACCUCUACCCCUACGUUGCCACUACGGCUGUUUACGCUUUGGCUGGAAGUACUGCGAUCAUCCCCAUGUAUCUUGUCCUAAUACGAAGUGUGGCGGAGAAAGACAAGUCAAUGGCAAUAGGACUAUUCAGUUUUUCAGUGUCUGUUUUUGCCUUCAUCCCAGGCCCUAUUGUGUACGGGAAGAUUAUCGACACCACGUGUAUUAUCUGGAAUUACGCAUGCGGCAAGCGUGGAUCAUGUGCACUCCAUGACCUUGUAGAUCUACGAAUGAAAAUUACAGGAAUGAAUUUAUGCGCCCGCUCGGUUUGUAUUGUGUUGAGUGUCAUAGCACUGUUGCUUCUGAAGCGGAGGAAUAAGAAACCAGAAAACUCAAAGAAACUCGAGUCAGAGACAGCGUCGUCUGAAAUGUAGCACUCCCAUCGGGAUUUAGUAUUCUGAUAGUAUACCAUCAGCUGAAGUUCAGUAUGAUUUAGGUGAUCGUUCAAACUGUUUCAGUACGGGAUAUAAUACAAUCAAAUGAGUUUCUACAUUCAAUAUAGUACCAUCCAUGGGGUGUCUGUAUACGAUAUAGUACCAUUCAUACGGUUUCAGUACGUUACAAUCAAUAGGGUUUCUGUAUGCAGCAUGGUAACGUCUAUAUGGUUUCUGUAUGAGAUAGGUACCAUUAAUGGGGUUUUAGUAUGAGAGACAGAACCAUCCAUAUGGUUUCAGUAUGACAUAUACUCCCAUCCACGGGGUUUCGAACGGAGAUUAUUUUGGCACCCAUAUUGUUUCAAUGUGAAAAGUUGCAGUUUGUGCUGAGAUGUAGUAUCAUGCAAUGAGUGGUCAGGUUUGGACUUGGGACAUGAUCAAAUUUAUAAUUAUGACUAAAGAAAAACACGAGUACUAACUUCACUUCAAGCCAGUUAAGUAUUGUAUGGUAUUUCUAAGGCGCUGUAUGUUGUAACAUCCAUCCCAUUAAAUAUGUUUCUUGACAUGAUUUAAACCAUAUAUGUGUAAUGCUCCAAUGUUCUCCUCACAUUUCAUGAAUAAACGAAU